AUGGCCAAGGCAGACGAAGCAGCCUCGGUGCACAGCCCUUUGCUAGGUGCGGUUCCGGCUCGACGCUUCGCCCCCCAGUCGGCACCGCGAGCUGCUCCCCUGUGGUCGGCGACGCCGCCGCUCUGGGGCGCCAUGUCGCCGGACCCGAGCCUUCAAUCCGCCCCGACCUCGCCACCGGAUGAUUUCUGGCGCCUGCUUCCUCUGGCCCAAGGUUCUCGACGCAACUCGACCACAGCCGAGGGGAAGCUGCCUGCGGGCCAGACGCCGAGCUGGAACGCGUCGACGCCGUCGCCCGCGGAAACCGUCAAGAAGUCGCCACUGACGCCCUUUCCGGCCUGGAGAGACGAGCCUGACGGCGAGAGCAGGCGCUCGACCGGGCAACCCCAGCAGCGCCAUCGCGACUUGGAGGAGCAAGAGAGCGUGACCCCUCCAAUCAAUGCCGGUCUUGUCAGACACAGAUGGAACCUCAACACUGCCUUGCAUGGCGCGAUGCUUGUUGGACAAUGCAUCGUCACCUUGGCCGUAUUCAGCACCUUCGUUGCCGUCCUGGUGUGGCAAAAGGGCAACCCGCGAUCUGGACUGGGGGACUCGUCGCUAUGGAACUACCUCGCACCGUCUCUCGGUCUCACUUUGGCCGUGUGCGUGAGCGUGCUCGUCCUCCACGAGACUCGCGUGCUUUCGACCGUUGCUAUCCUCUACCUUCAGGCCCUGAUACUCACCAUGACAACGGCUACGUCUCUCGCGUUGUGGAUCUGGAUCCUCACCAAAGCCACCAGUCAGAUGGUCAAGGGCCUGUUCGUCGGCUGCCUGAUCAUGAUGGAGGGAACUGCCAUGCUUGCCUUUGGGAGAGCCACGCUGGUAUGGUGGCUGCUCGAGGAUCGCGGUGAGCUGGGCGGCAACGGCGAGUCGGUGGACCAGCACGUUGCGGACUGGGAAGACGAUGAGCGCUAG
Molecule: messenger RNA, 951 nt
Organism: Hirsutella rhossiliensis
Lineage: Eukaryota; Fungi; Ascomycota; Sordariomycetes; Hypocreales; Ophiocordycipitaceae
Exons: 3
Coding region: 1-951 (316 amino acids)
Source: RefSeq, a predicted model, not a curated record